Messenger RNA from Zymoseptoria tritici IPO323, 1338 nucleotides. RefSeq lists its product as uncharacterized. Gene Ontology annotation, biological process: endocytosis; actin cortical patch localization; actin filament organization. The record is from RefSeq and is a predicted model, not a curated record. Gene Ontology annotation, molecular function: ubiquitin binding; phosphatidylinositol binding. Lineage: Eukaryota; Fungi; Ascomycota; Dothideomycetes; Mycosphaerellales; Mycosphaerellaceae. The transcript is spliced from 4 exons. Gene Ontology annotation, cellular component: actin cortical patch. Bases 145 to 1338 code for a protein of 397 amino acids.
GUUACCACCGGUCAUAUCUGCCCCCGAUUACAAAGAGAUAUCCGGAGAAACGCCCAGUCGAGUCUACUACAAUAGCUCGCUACCCAUCAGACCGACAUCGGGGAUCGUUGCUGGUCACGGCCAUAGCUCGACCUCUUGACAGCCAUGUUCAACAGCUCGUCAAAGAAGCCAUACACGGCUGUGACUGUACAAAUCGAUCGUCUGACCAGCGAGCAAUACGAAGAGGAUGACUGGACUGGCAUCUUCGAGCUCGUCGAAGUCGUCCGGAUUCAGGCCUCAGGUCCGACAGAAGCAGCCAGGGCGCUUCGCAAGAAGCUAAAAUACGGCAGUGCGCAUCGUCAAAUUCGAGCUCUCGUGGUCCUCGAUGGUCUAAUCCAAAACGCUGGAGGACGCUUCCAGAAGACUUUCGCCGAUGAGCCUCUGCUCGAGCGACUACGCUUGAUGGCUCGGGAUGACAUGGUCGAUCCGGUAGUCCGCCAGAAGUGCAAGGUCUUGUUCGUCCAGUGGGCCAAUAACUACCAGAAGACUGCUGGACUGGAACGCAUCGCCAAUCUGUACAAAGAGUUCCCAAAAACAAAGAGGCCGGCAGCUGCACGUGAAAAGGUUCUUCGGGACACCUCAACCGCCGAUCCGGAUGCCGACAACGAAUCUCCCUUCGCCGAGCCGAAGAAUCGAUCGAGAUCAAAUUCGAAGGCGCAGGCUCCUGGUCCUGCCUCGAGACCGAGCAGUCAUGCGACCGGCAAACCUUUUAACCUCUCGAAAGAAAAGGACAAUAUGACCAAUGCCAUUGCCAAAACUUCCAUCGCAACCACAAACCUUAUGAACGGACUGCAACUCAUCAAUCGCGAGACAGAACGAGUAUCCGAGAAUUCUGAGAUUAUCCGCAGAGUCGAUGCGUGUAAAUCUUUGCGGCGAAAGAUCCUCUACUUCAUCGCACACGUGGAAUCGGACGAAUGGAUCGGUAGUCUGGUCAACGCUAAUGAUGAGUUAGUGGACGCUCUUACUGCCUACCACAUCAUGGACCGAAGUAUCAGCGACGACAGCGAUAGUGAUGCAUGGGAGGCUGCGCCUGACCAGGGAUCAAGUUCGAGCAAGGGCGUGACCUCGGAGACGCAACAUCAGCUGGCCGGCCUCUCGUUGAAUGAGGCAGCUCCUCCAAAGCCACCUCGGCCGGCUCCGCCAUCGAUUCCUAUGCCUCCGCCGCCGCAAGUGUCUUCUCCGAGUCGAUCGAAGGCUCCGGUUGAGGAGGAUGAAGAUGACGAUGAUCCGUUCGGUGACUCCAAUCAGGUUCAGACACCUUUUAACGAAAGACCUGGCAUGACAUGGAAGGAAGUCUGA